This is a messenger RNA of Onychostoma macrolepis, 1879 nucleotides long. Its product is annotated as carboxypeptidase Q-like. The record is from RefSeq and is a predicted model, not a curated record. Gene Ontology annotation, biological process: proteolysis; peptide catabolic process. Bases 105 to 1520 code for a protein of 471 amino acids. The transcript is spliced from 8 exons. Gene Ontology annotation, molecular function: metallodipeptidase activity. NCBI's taxonomy places the organism in Eukaryota, Metazoa, Chordata, Actinopteri, Cypriniformes, Cyprinidae.
GGUGGCUCGUGUUGAAUACUAAACGCGUUCUGUCAGAAUGUCCCAGGACGCUUGCCGUAGCCACAUGAGCGCCCAAUGUUUUCAAGAAGACUGGCAAUAAAAGCAUGUGUCUAAACUCCAUUAGUCAGGUGCUGCUGACUCUUCUUAUACUUUGCUGUCUGCAGUGUCACUCCAGGCCUCACAGUUAUGACAGUAAACAGCUUUCAGAAAUAUCCAAAGAGGUUUCUAAGUACUCCAACAUCGCUCAGCAAAUCAUAAACCUAGCAGUAUACGGAAAGGCUCAGAACCGUUCCUAUGAGAGGCUGGCUGAGUUCACUGACACUAUUGGAAACAGAGUCAGUGGCUUUAAGAACCUAGACCUGGCCAUUAAGUACAUGCACAAUGCCCUUACACGGGACGGACAGGAGAAUGUGCAUCUAGAGCAAGUGAAGAUCCCUCACUGGGUGCGAGGGGAGGAGAGUGCGGUGAUGCUUCUACCGAGAAACCACACUUUAGCCAUACUUGGGCUUGGUAGUAGUGUUGGAACUCCUCCAGGAGGUAUAGAGGCAGAGGUAAUGGUGGUGGAGUCUUUUGAAGAGCUGAAAAAGAGAGCGAGUGAGGCUAAUGGCAAAAUCGUUGUGUAUAACCAGCUUUUUGUCAGCUAUGGGGAGACCGUAGCCUAUCGGGCUUCAGGGGCCUCAGAGGCUGCUAAAGUUGGAGCCGUGGCUUCACUAAUCCGUUCAGUAACUCCAUUCUCCAUCAACAGCCCCCACACUGGCUGGCAGUGGUACCAGCCUGGAGUGCCUCAGAUCCCCACUGCCUGCAUCACUGUCGAGGAUGCCCAGAUGAUGGCCAGGAUGGCCCGCAGAGGGCAGAGGAUUGUGGUGCGUCUGACUAUGGGGGCCCAAACACUGCCAGAUGUCGACUCGUUCAACACUGUAGCUGAAAUCAUAGGCAGCAAGCACCCUGAACAGGUGGUGCUGCUCAGUGGUCACCUGGACAGCUGGGACGUGGGCCAGGGCGCUAUGGAUGAUGGAGGCGGAGUCGCCAUUUCCUGGGAAGCACUUUCUUUGAUCAGAGACUUAGGGCUGCGUCCCAAAAGAACACUGAGGACGGUGCUGUGGUCCGCAGAGGAGCCAGGCGGGGUGGGAGCUGCUCAGUACUUCCAACAGCACAAAGCAAACAUCUCAAACUUUGACCUGGUAAUGGAGUCUGACCUGGGUACCUUCAGUCCUCUGGGACUGCAGUUCACUGGCAGUGACAAAGCUCGGGCAAUCAUGAAGGAGGUGAUGACACUGUUGGCCCCCAUCAAUGUCACGUCGCUUGAAGAACAUGGAGAGGGAACAGACAUUAACAUGUGGAUGAAGGCUGGGGUUCCAGGCGCCAGCCUGCACACUGCAGACCAGAGGUACUUCUGGUUCCACCACAGUGACGGUGACACAAUGAGUGUCCAAAACCCAGAGGAGAUGAACCUGUGUUCUGCUGUUUGGGCCGUGGUGGCCUACGUGGUCGCUGACCUGGAGGAAAUGCUUCCCAGAUAGUGAGUCACUCACAAACGACUGAACAAACCCCUGUCCAUCAGCUUACAGCAGUCAGUCGAUCACACCAUUACCUUGAGAAUUCUCUAUCAACCGGAGAAUUUUUUUGUGAUUUGACUUCAUCAUAACCUCAGGUACACUCCUGAUCACUCUACUCUCAUGUAAUAUAUAUUGCUACUUUGAUACUUGUGUAAUUUUCUUUUUUAAUUUGUUAAAAAUUUUAAUUUAGUUUUAUAAUGUGAAAUUGUCAUGUCUAUUCAUAAUUUAUUAAUUGAUUUGUCAAUUCUGUAAACAUAAGUGGUUCAUAUGUAUUCUAAAAAAAAAAUCGUUGAAUAAAGAUCCAGCAUCUGUGGCUAAAAUUA